Messenger RNA from Tuber melanosporum (Perigord truffle), 1385 nucleotides. RefSeq lists its product as uncharacterized. Gene Ontology annotation, molecular function: double-stranded DNA binding; RNA binding. Gene Ontology annotation, cellular component: transcription export complex 2. Bases 99 to 1385 code for a protein of 428 amino acids. NCBI's taxonomy places the organism in Eukaryota, Fungi, Ascomycota, Pezizomycetes, Pezizales, Tuberaceae. Gene Ontology annotation, biological process: poly(A)+ mRNA export from nucleus; transcription elongation by RNA polymerase II; post-transcriptional tethering of RNA polymerase II gene DNA at nuclear periphery. The transcript has 8 exons. The record is from RefSeq and is a predicted model, not a curated record.
UUUCCAAACACGUUCAUUUGAGCCUCUUAUCCCACUUCUCAUGUUAUCACCACCACCACCGCCCAAUAUAAACAUCACUAAAACAUAGCAUCUUCAUCAUGACCACACUCUAUAAAACGUUUCGUAGAGCAUUGACUACCAAGGACGGUGCUCUACUCGGCAGCAUCUUCUCCCCCGAAAAUCCGGACCGCGGAACAUUCGCCUUCUCUACUAAUCACGAGAGGAUUCGCGGCGACGUCGAAUACGAAAUCUCCGGUCUGACCCCCUUACGCGAUGAGAAUACCAGAGCUGCCUGGAUCGACACCUUGGUCUGCUACUGGAAGAUAGCGUACAUUCUGGAGCGGGACGAUGGGGCAGAUGUGAGUUGGGCGAAGGCUUACGAGGGGCAGAAGGAUCUUUUACUAGUUAUGGUUAGGGGCUAUACAAAGGGGAACUGGCCGCAUUGGACACUUCCCGUCAUGUACCAGAUUUGUCUGUCUUUGAGAACUGUUGCUAUAUUAUCGGAUGACCAAGCGCGAAGACUUGGGAAGGCCUCGGAACACCUUGAGGAUGCGGCGAGGUAUAUUAACAAGGCCUUUACAUUAUGUAUCAGCGACCGCGCCCCUAUUGAGGAAUCGAGAAAAUGGGGAACUUAUUAUAUUGUUAACCUCAUGUUCAAAACUUACUUCAAGUUAAAUUCUGUCGGUCUAGCAAAAAACAUACUUCGUGUGCUUCCUGCUUCCCUUGCUGACAUGCCACCUUUGGAAGCAUUCCCCAAAAGCCACAUUGUUACCUUUAAAUACUACUGUGGAGUUGUCAGCUUCUUAGAAGAAGACUACGGGAAUGCACAAGCACACCUAACCUACGCUCUAAACCACUGCAAGGCCGAUUCCAUCCGGAAUAAAGAAUUAAUCCUAACCUACCUGAUCCCCACAACAAUGUUAACGAAGCACAAACUCCCGACCCUGGAACUCCUCUCCCGUUUCCCCCGCCUAGCAACACUCUUCAACCCGGUUUGCAAAACCAUUAAAUCCGGCAACCUCCAAGCCUUCGAUGCCGCCCUCCGCCACGGCGAAGAAGAAUUCGUGAAGCGCAGAAUCUACCUCACCUUAGAGCGAACGAAAGACAUCGCCAUGCGAAACCUCUUCCGUAAAGUCGUUCUGUACCAGAACGAGGAGAGCAGGACUAAGAUCCCCGUAAGACAGUUUCAGAUUGCCAUGGGGUUGGAGGCGGACGGUGACACGGUUAUGCGGUCGACACCGGAGAGGGUCGAAGUCGAGAUCGAGGAGGUGGAGUGUUUACUGGCUAAUAUGAUAUAUAAGGGCCUAAUGAAGGGCUAUAUCUCCCGCGAGAGGCAGACUGUCGUGCUGAGUGGGAAAGAGCCGUUUCCUGGAACCGUAGUGUAA